Molecule: messenger RNA, 1029 nt
Organism: Cydia splendana
Lineage: Eukaryota; Metazoa; Arthropoda; Insecta; Lepidoptera; Tortricidae
Product: ommochrome-binding protein-like
Exons: 2
Coding region: 32-952 (306 amino acids)
Source: RefSeq, a predicted model, not a curated record
AAACUUGCACACCACGGACUUGGUUCAAAACAUGAAGAUCAUCUUCCUGCUUUCAAUACUUACAUCUUCCAUCAUCGCGAAAACCUCAAAAUGUCACAGCUGUUUCAUGGGAGUGUGUUACCAACGGACGAAAAUCUUCGGCGGCACAGAAGCGACAUCUACAGGCGAUACUUACCAAAUAACUGGACAACUUGCUGUUGAUAGAAAUAAGGAAAAAAACAUACUAUAUUUCCACUAUGUUAAGAAUAAUAUAGACUACACAGGAGCAUAUGAUUUAAACAAUGAUAUGGCAUAUACGAUUGCUAAUAUUUCUUUUUCGUUUGCCCGCGCCGUGGCUCCUAACGGAGAUGUGUAUAUGUCUGGACCUAAAGGUAUUUACAAAUAUAAUGCAGCUGCAAAUACUACAGUUUUACACGGACUUAAAGAUUCUACGAUUUGGCAUAUGCAGUAUAAAGAUAAGUUAUACUACAACAUUCAUUCUGAACCGGGCUUGAAUGUUUUAGAGAAAAAAGCAUCACCUAUUUUAAGUUUAAAGACUUUUAUGAUAGAAGAUUUUGUGAUAGAUAAAUAUGGUGAUAUAUAUUUUUUGGCGAACAUGACUAUACAUCGUUUGAAACAUGAUUCUAAAGAAGUUGAAGAUUUAGUUGAUCAAAUAUAUAUUUUAACUACAGAUAGGAAUGGUAACGUAUAUUUCGCGCACACUGCGACUUCGGGCAUUUAUAAGAUAGAUUAUUCUAUAGAUAGAAUAGUAAGUGUUGGAGCAUUUGGGGGUAACGGUGGAACACCUUUGAAAUUCGUGUUCGACAAUUUAAAUAAUGUUGUAUAUCUUGAUGAAGAUCAGGCGUUGUAUUUUCUACGGCCGACGUAUAGAGGGUGUAAAGUAUCGUCGAAUGUGACUGGUAAAAGAAGAAUGCUGAGUGUUUAUGCUACUGAUGUGUGGGUAGCCUCUUAGGACCUUAAAGUCACAAUAUCUGAUAAAAGUGAUAAAGCAGUUGUACAUAUUUUUUUAAUAAAUUAUUCCAUUAUUUA